Messenger RNA from Homarus americanus (American lobster), 4576 nucleotides. RefSeq lists its product as uncharacterized. Gene Ontology annotation, biological process: regulation of transcription by RNA polymerase II. Gene Ontology annotation, molecular function: RNA polymerase II cis-regulatory region sequence-specific DNA binding; DNA-binding transcription factor activity, RNA polymerase II-specific. The transcript has 3 exons. Bases 1 to 543 code for a protein of 180 amino acids. Gene Ontology annotation, cellular component: nucleus. The record is from RefSeq and is a predicted model, not a curated record. NCBI's taxonomy places the organism in Eukaryota, Metazoa, Arthropoda, Malacostraca, Decapoda, Nephropidae.
AUGACGAAGCUGAAGCUGAGAGUGAAGUUGAAGGUGAAGCUGAGGGUGAAGCUGAUGAUAAAGCUGAGGGUGAAGCUGAUGGAUGAAGCUGAGGGUGAAGCUGAUGAUGAAGUUGAGAGUGAAGGUGAAGCUGAUGAUGAAGUUGAUGAUGAUUCAAAACCUCAUCUCUCCACAGCCUGCAAAAGGAAAGAGGAGCAACAAAGCCACCCAGACCAGCAGCCUGCGCCCAAGAAGCCACGACUAGUUUUCACGGACUUGCAGCGUCGUACACUGCAAGCUAUUUUUAAGGAGACGAAACGGCCCAGCAAGGAGAUGCAGGUGACCAUCGCGCGGCAGCUGGGCCUAGAGCCCUCCACUGUGGGCAACUUCUUCAUGAACGCUCGCCGCCGCUCCAUGGACAAGUGGAAGGACGAUAAUGAGAGCGGGUCCAAGAUGUGCGGGUUGGCUCCUGGUGGUACAGUGGUCCACAUGUCCCAGAUGCCACAGAUGAGCGGCCAGACCAAUACCAUGGUGGGUCACUGCCUAGACGAACACGACUUGUGACAGCCUACCACGCAGCCCCUGGUAUACUUGGCGCCGCACUAGCCGCGCUGCCCCACGCCCACCAGUAGCUGCUACAGGACCGGCGCCAGCGGGCAUCCUCAGCAAUAGGGCACGCCCCUUAGUGGGCCCGCCGCCCCAGGGCACGCCCCUGGCACCCGCCUCGCCCCACCCGCACAGUACAAGCAAGCAGCCCAGUCAGGGGCGCGGCGGUGCUAGCCCGCACGCCCACACACACCACAGGUCACUUCAGGUCACAUCAGAUGAUGCUCGGUCAGGGCGGGAAGGUUCCAACAAACAACAUAUGAUCUCAGCACAUUCCGCAUCGGUCACUAGUCACGCCAAGAUGGACUUGUCAUAGUUAUAAGUUUACUGCAUAUUAGUCUAGGACAAUUUGAUGUUUAUUAUUUAUUUUAUGGUAUUUAUUGUGUAAGUCACGUGCUGACUGUUACAGUUUUAUAAGUGAGAGCCACGGGCGGCCACCCGCCGUCAACACGUCUAGUCACACGAUCUGUUCUCUUUAUGUUAGUCAUAAUACAUCAAUCUUAGUCAAGGUCAACGUCAUUCCUAGUCAUCAGUUGCCAUUCCAGUAAAUCAAAGCUCAGAAUCUUUGCUAGUCAAUAUGUUGUUCUACAAACAUUCCAAAACUUUGCCAAAGAAUGGAAACAAAUUGUACUUAAAAGGUUAUGUUUACUGCUGUCAAAAACUCUGCAACAGUAUGUACUUAAUAAGUGUUGCUAAUUUUAUUGCUAACUUAUUUUCCCUAUGUUAAUUAAAUAAGUUUGUUAUAAUAUAUUUUUAUAAUAAGAAGUAGGGCGAGAUAUAGUGAGGGAUGAGUAGUAAUGUUAAGUUGUAAGUGUAUGAUAUGUUGGGGCGUCGCCCUCACCCAUCCCCGUCUAGUCUUUUUAGUGUUUUUGUGUAUCGCCCGAGCGGCCGCUGCACUAACCAGCCCAAAUAAACUCAGUUAGUGAUUUUUCUGCUGCCGUUUUAUGUGAUGAGUUGGGUAUGUGACGCCGACGGCAUGGUUGUAACAAGAUUGAGAUGAAAAUUUAUGUUAAUCUGCAGCGCCCCGCCGCCCAAUCAGUCAAUCGGUGAGUGUGGGCGGCCCGCCGGGUGGGGACUUUACCGCCUGCGGGCCGCCCCCUCCCCACCCUUCCUCCGGGCCGCCGGGGUUACCACAUCAAACUUUAUUAUUUUGUUACAUUUUUACUAGGGUACUUAACAUAUUUCUGGUCAUUAAUUUUAAUUGGUUAGGAAGAACAAAUGUGGUUGUGGAUUAUUGUGUAUUUAUUGUUGAUUUAGUGAGGUUGUUGUCUGCAGAAGACGCUCCAUUACUCCACCAUCCAUUCCAUCUAUAAAUCUUAUUUUAAAAAUUCUGUGUCGCCCCGUAACCCCUAAAGUCAACAACGUUAUGAGUGCAGCUCCACCAUCCUUGUGGGAGUUGGGCGACGAGGCUUUUUACCUUUCUUCUCUCAAGUAGUUUUGUUAAGACUUUUCAAUCCGCAGUAUCCGUGUUGUCACUGUUCAGCAGCCAACUUUUUUUUAUUUAAUGACAAAUGUAUAUUUUGAUAUAGUGUGUCACACCUCCGGCACACUAACAAACUGCCAAGCUCACUCCUUUUUCAUUUUCUCUUAGUGGCCUGUAAAAAGAUAGGGCUUUUUUUUUGUAGAGAUAAUUUUCACAUUUAUUAGGUGCUGUAAGAGAUGUUGUUACACUUAUUUUUGUAAAAGACAGAGAAAAGUUGAAGGUGUACCGUGUGAGAGUGUUGACUGCUAGGUCAGAGAGUUAUCGUAUAUCUGUCAACGCCGACACUAUCUUUGUUUAUGACGACGACACUUUCUCAGUCUCCCACACUCACACAUGGAGCUCAAAAGUCAGGUUUUCUAUUAUAAUUUUUCAUUAUUAUUUAUAUUUGAUUUGUCCGACAAUACUUGAACGUAUAUUGAGCUGUUCCAGCCAGCCAGGUUUUUAAAUUUAUGAAAACGCGACUUAUAAAAAAAGAAGAAUCAAAAUAAUGUUUAAGAUAUAGACAGACCGGAGUAUAUGAAGUCAGUGAGUCUCUGGUUAGUUCAACAGUUGCUAUCUUUCUCACACAAAAUUUCAAUAAGUUUGAAGGUUUUAUCGCGAGAAUCAGCCGGAGUGUUACAGAGGUAGGAUGAAGCCUGGACUACACCUGAGCUGGCAGCCUUGCUCUGCAGCAGCGUCCUACAUAACACUUCCACCUCAAGGACAAGAUGACGAACUUCCUGUGAGUGACGUCAUUAAGCAAGGGCAAACAUAUGCAUUCUUUUACACUUUUAUAUAGAGAAUAAUGUAUGUAGUAGGUUCCUUCUGUGGCAGCAUGUGAAACAAGUGACCUACGCUGUAAACAUUAAAAAAGAUGGUACCAUAUAUAUAUUUAAGGAAUUUCUGUCUCAUUUCUACUUAAAUCUCUGUUAGACUCAAUGUUUUGAGUUCGUUCAAAACCGUGAUGGUGGUUUUAGUACAAGAAUUUGGGCGGGUCGUCCAGGAACCAUAGCUUUGUGAAUAGCUUAGCUUUUUCUAGAAUGUAAGGUGACUUUUUGUUGUUGCAUGUUUUGUUUUGGAUGACUUGCCCAAAUAGUUUUGUCAAGUAAAGUUAGACACCAAUAAACAAUGUGAAGUGUUACUACAGACAAAAGCGACAAGGGUGAAAAUAUAACUAAGGCAGAUUUUUUUCUGCCGAGACCUUCUUGCCUGCAUGUAUACCACACUCUAGACUAACUAACUAACUUACUAACGCUCUACAACAAAGCUUCGCCCUUUUGUCGGUUGUUUACUAUGUAAGUGGUGAGACUAUAUAGGCUUAAGUCAUCGUGAUGAAAUACUACGUGCGUCGGUUCUGGUAACCUCAUCAGCAUUGAGUCAAAAGUGCACAAAAGAGGAGGCCGACCGUUCCUACACAGUCGGGGGAGGUGGAGGCGAGGGUGGGCAGGUCGGCCGCAAGGCCGCCUCACACACGCUUCCUUAGCUUAUAACCACUCACCUCACUCUCAUGUUUACUGUGGGUAUAUCAGCAAUUAUACUAAAGUGAUAAUUACUGUGAAGCAGGUAUGAUAAACACUUGUUAGGGGUCCCUGAUGGAGCCAGAAGGAGCGACGUGCCUCGGAGCGACCAGUGGCCUGCUCCACCCACCUUACUGGCAUAAUCCCGGGGACCAGCUCCCCCCUUCACCCAGCCCCACGCUCAGCCACCCUCCCCCUCCCUCGCACCGGAAUGCCUCACAACCUGGACUGAUCACAGUGCAAUAAUAAUACUCUUCUGUGUGGUUCUGUUGGAAAACAUGCGCCACUGUUAGUAAGUCUAAAUAAUACAUGUGGUCUAUUAUAGAUCAUACUGGACACAUAUCAUCAUGUUUUUAUAAAGUGAACAUUGUACAGAGACGACCAGCGAGGACUGAUCGCAAGCUUUUAGCUGUUUCAAGGAGAACCUUGUUGUGUGCGCAUCUGGAGACGUUAGAGUAGCAUCAGCCGCUGUACAGACUGUCGCCCACCGUCUCUUUCUACCCUCUAGUGCUGUAUGUAUACUGCACCCUAUUUUUAGUCCAUGUGCUAGAGACCUCCUUACAUGCCUUAACACAAGUGUAGAUUUAAAGGUUAUGACGCGUGGCGAGCGUCGGCCACCACACUCUACUUCAGUUGUUGCAUACGAGGGUGACCACCACAUGGCCCCCACGCCCCUUACACCCACGCCUACGCUUACACCUCUCGCGCCCACACCCACCGAUGGCAUAUAUUCUUAUGAUAAGAGAAAGAGAGAAGAAGAGAGUGGGCGCGAGGCGGAGUGGGCGUAGCUAGUGGGUUAGUGGGCGGGCGUAGGUCUGGUCAGGCAGCACAAACUGUACCCGCCGUGUUCCGCCCCCGCCCACCCACGCCCACGGGCAGAGGGGUGGGCGGGGGUGGAGGCGCGGCCCACUGUCUCCCACUCGGCGUCAAUAUUCCCCUCUCAAUAUGCAAAUUGUUUUAGAGACAAUGUACCAUAUAUCCUUGUCGAAGUGAAUAAACCAAAGCAGAGACG